UGAGGAGGUGCAAGGAAAAACUGACAGCUAGGAAGAGAGGUCGGUAGGCAAGAGUUCGGCAUAUGCUGUAUAGGCGCCGGUCCUAGUAACAACUCUAGAUGGGUCGUGACGAAUCGCCACGGGAUCGGCGAAGAGCCUCACGAAGCGAUAGCGAGGAUCAUUACGAGCGUGAUAGGCGAAGCUACGCUAGUCACCGCGACAAUUCUCGCCGGCAUGGCGGUGAGAGGAAAGAAAGAUCUCGUGACAGGUCCGGGAACCGAAGACGGCAUCGGCGUUCGAGGUCUCCCGAUGAUCCGUCUGGCAAUAAGUCAACUUCCGAUGACCGCGACCGCGAAAGGCAGAGUAACCACAGGCGGGAACGCUCACGCGACUACGACAGGCAUGGCGAAAGAGAGUCGCACCGCCACCGCUCGCAGACCGACGACCACCGAGACCGCGACAGGGGUAGCAAACAAAUAGUGAAGAGAAACGGCCCCCUACCCUCGCAGGCCGACUCUUUCGCCGUCAAUCAGGGCGAGGAAGCACCCAAGCCGAAAGAGAAACCAAACUAUGGGAACACGGGCGCGUUAGCUGCAGCCUCGAACUCGGUCACGCAAUCCGAUGGCUCCAGGAUAGUGCUCAAGUACCACGAGCCGCCCGAGGCUCGCAAGGCGUCGCCGAAGGACCAAUGGAAGCUGUUCGUCUUCAAGGGAGAGGACAUCGUCGACACCGUACCCCUCAGCAACCGGAGCUGUUGGCUCGUAGGAAGGGAGACCGUGGUGGUGGAUCUGUCCGCUCAACAUCCGAGCGUUAGUAAGCAGCACGCCGUCAUACAGUUCCGUUACAUCGAAAGACGGAACGAAUACGGCGACAAGAUUGGCAAGGUGAAGCCUUACCUCAUCGACCUCGAGAGUGCCAACGGAACCGUACUCAACGGCAAGAAGGUACCGGAGAGCAGGUACCUGGAACUUAGGGACAAGGAUAUGAUCCAAUUCGGCCAGAGUACGCGAGAAUACGUGGUGAUGCUCGCGCCAAAGGACUGAGGGACGGAGCGGCAUCACCGGGGCUAAGGCAAUAGGCUCUAGUCAUCAAUUGUCUCUUGGCUGAUGGUACCGUGCUACACCACCCUUCUGGGUACGACUAUCGUUGUACGCGUCCGGAUUUCGACGGGUGUUGGUGCGAGCGAUCGCAAAGCCUUUCUCAGCAGAUACUCACACUAACCUUAUUUUUAUCUCUACUCUCGAAGAAAGCACAAGACGGCCCUAUUCUAGGCCAACACGGAA
Molecule: messenger RNA, 1262 nt
Organism: Durotheca rogersii
Lineage: Eukaryota; Fungi; Ascomycota; Sordariomycetes; Xylariales; Xylariaceae
Product: SMAD/FHA domain-containing protein
Exons: 2
Coding region: 99-1022 (307 amino acids)
Biological process (GO): mRNA splicing, via spliceosome; maintenance of RNA location
Cellular component (GO): nucleus
Molecular function (GO): protein binding; mRNA binding
Source: RefSeq, a predicted model, not a curated record